This is a messenger RNA of Hemibagrus wyckioides, 1839 nucleotides long. RefSeq names its product interleukin-1 receptor type 2. Bases 425 to 1675 code for a protein of 416 amino acids. The transcript is spliced from 10 exons. Gene Ontology annotation, molecular function: interleukin-1 receptor activity. The record is from RefSeq and is a predicted model, not a curated record. NCBI's taxonomy places the organism in Eukaryota, Metazoa, Chordata, Actinopteri, Siluriformes, Bagridae.
UUUUAUCUUUAUCAGAACUGAUGGUUUGCGUCAGAUCAGAUUAACCAUCUGCUUGUCAUCAUCAAGCUGCAGGGCAAUGCUGAUGUCAUGGAUUUUCUGUAGACACUAACACUGUUCAUAUACAAACUGUUCUACAGCUCUGUGUGUGUCAUGGAAAGGAAUUUCCAAGCUCAUGUGAGGAACCUUUAAAGAGCUCACAGUCAAAGGUUUCCCCAAUUGCCACCUACACAGUCCACGCAUCGAUUCGAGGAAAAAGGGGAAGUGCUCACGGCUUCAGGCUCCUCCUUCAUCAUAUGUGCCUAUAUCUGUGUAUGUCUUCAUCAAUCUCUCUCUCUCUCUCUCCCCCUCUCUUUCUCUCUCUCUCCCUCUCCCAAGAGCGCUUGACCAUCACAGUCAUCCUUUCAGUCUAAUCCUCACCUUCACCAUGAUGAUGUUCAAAAGCCAGUGUGUUGUAGGCUUCAGUGUGUGGAUCAUCUUGUCCUGUGGACUUGCUCCUGCCUGCGCAGUGCCUGUGAGAGCUGGUUGUGAGGCGAUUGGUGAAGAGCUUGAGGACUUCCAUGCUCAGGGAGAAGCGAUGGCCAUCACAUUCCCCAUUCUGGAAGCUAACAUUUGGUACAGGAAUCUUCCUGUAGACAACAGCACCACGUUCCAGUUGUUCCACAGCAAGCGUCAUGACUUCAGUGGUCAGGGUAACAGGGUCAUACAGCAGGGUCGCACCCUCUGGCUCCUCCCUUCUCUGCCGUCAGACUCGGGAACGUACACCUACGUGUUCAGCAGUGACACGUUCUGCCUGACAGGAAGCUUCACUGUGACAAUCUAUGAGAAAGGAAAAGAAGACAUGGAGAUGAUGUCACAUCCUGUUUCUUCAAAGCCAGACAAGAACCUGACCAUCGAGUGUCCGCACAUUAACCAUUUCAACAGGCUGGAAAGUCCACGCUGGUUCAAGGGUUUUUACGCCGGUGUUCCAUUAAUAAACGGGACGCGUUACGAAUUGUUAUCAGGAGACACAACGAGUCUCACCAUCAAAAACAUUUCUGUAGAAGAUGAGGGCCUGUACACCUGCUGGCUGACGGUGACGAUGAACAAUGUACAAUACAACGUUAGCAGGACCUGGAAACUACAAGUGUUGUCUCCAGUCACCAGCAUCCCGGAGACCCACACAGAAUCCACCACAAAAUCACAAGAAGUUACUCUGACAUCUCCCAUCCUACCACCUCCACAGAUAACCGCUCCUGUAAACGGCUCUGUGAUCGAAAGUCCUCUCGGCUCCAGUUUAGUGAUCGAAUGUAAGGCGUUUGUGGGAGACAAAUCAUCCGACUUCACCAGGCUGACCUGGCUAAUGGACGGCCAACCGGUGGACGGCUCUCUUCCGCGUGGUCGAGUGUUUCAGGAAGCCAGGAGGGUGUCCUCUGGCCAUGUGGAGGCGCUGCUGGUCUUCCUAGAAGUGCAUGAAGAGGACACGAGGGCAGAGCUGAAAUGUCUCGCUCAAAACCUGUCAGGAAAACAGGAAGUUGUCAUCCACAUUAAACUGGAAGACUCCAUGAUGGCGUGGUUAGUGGUGGCUCUUGUAGCGUCCAGCUUCUUCAUGCUGGUGGUGGGUGUGUUCCUGCGACUGCUGUUCCGCCAACAACGCAAACACAACUACAUCCUGGCUCGACAGGACAGCACCUUUUAAAUGCCUUCUGUCUUUCCAUCAAACAAUUCACCUUCCAUUUGUUUCUUUUAUAAUAAGUCAGUGAAUGUGAGAGUAUAAUUAAUAUCUGUGUAUAUGACACCAUUUGUAUAGUCUUCAAUAAAAAUCAAAGGAAAAACACAGCUAAGCUCAUGUAUUCUCAGCCU